Acyrthosiphon pisum (pea aphid) is the source of this 1714-nucleotide messenger RNA. RefSeq names its product venom protease. The record is from RefSeq and is a predicted model, not a curated record. NCBI's taxonomy places the organism in Eukaryota, Metazoa, Arthropoda, Insecta, Hemiptera, Aphididae. Gene Ontology annotation, molecular function: serine-type endopeptidase activity. The transcript has 7 exons. Gene Ontology annotation, biological process: proteolysis. Bases 289 to 1344 code for a protein of 351 amino acids.
CAUACCUACCUAUACAUUACAGACAGAGAAGGUCACUUGUAAUGGAAGUGGGAUUUGCGAUCUUAAACUAGUAUAUAAAUGAGAAUUCUGAAUUUUUGAUUAUGUUAAUAUUUUAUUCUUGUGACGUCACACAAACACGACAAAUACUGAUGUUCAUUAUUCAGUAACUAUACUUGAAGUGUACUAAACGCUAACCUAACGUCGACUCAAUAUUCCCUCGUAAGCUAGACGAUAAUAGCUACUAUAGUAGAUACUAUUAAAAUAUUAAUUCUAAUAGUUUGGAGCGAAAUGAACUGUGCAACAAGCCUACAAUGUAUAUUUAUGCUGUUUAUUUUAUGCAUUGUGCGUUUGGGAUGUUGUGCGCCGCAAAAUGAAGAUGAUGUGACCAAUACUACUAGUAAUCCACCAGUUGAUCAACCCAAAGACAUGGAAUCAUAUUCGGCUGAUGAAAUGUGCAGAAAUUAUUCGAAGUUGAUUUACAAAUAUAUUAAGGAUCCACUAUUAAUUGAUUAUGAGGAAGAGGAAUCAAAGGAAUUAAUCGAAGUUAAAGAUUGUCUGAAUUCCUUAACCUUAAUCGUCAACGGCACGAAGGCCGAACCAAAAGAAUUUCCGCACAUGGCUUUGUUGGGUUAUAGCAGGUAUCCCAGAGAUGAUACAUGGGCCUGCGGUGGAUCACUGAUCAGCAAUAGAUGGAUCCUGUCCGCAGCGCACUGUGAAAGACUAGACAAUACGACACUCGUGCGCUGGGCACGUGUGGGAGAUCUGAACUAUUUGUCGGAAACCGACGACGCCAGACCGAUGGACUACCAAAUCGAUCAACGUAUAGUGCACCCGGAUUAUAAAAAACCUUCAUUGUACAACGAUAUAGCGUUGUUCCAUUUAGACCAGGACGUGGUGUUUUCGUCGUACGUACGGCCCAUUUGUCUUAACGGAGAUCAAAACUGGCAGCCGAGUCCCUUGAAGAUUGUGAUAGCUACUGGUUGGGGACAGAUUGAAAACGCUGGACCAACCAGUCCGGAUCUGUUAAGAGUUACUCUGGAGAUUAUCCCGUCGAGCUUGUGCAAAACCAAUUAUGCGUCGAUUGCUAAAAGUCAAUUGAUGCACGGAAUAGUUGAAGACAGCAUGAUAUGCGCGGGCUAUGCUGGUGGCGAAAAAGACACCUGUGGGGGCGAUUCUGGCGGUCCGCUUCAACUUGCGCACUCCACUUACUCGUGCAUGUACACGCAAAUAGGCAUCACGUCGGCCGGUAAGCACUGCGCCACGAAAGAUUCGCCAGGAAUUUACACGAAAGUGUCCAAGUAUUUGCCGUGGAUUGAACGAAUCGUUUGGCCCAAGUCUGGCUGAAAUCAUCGCACCCAUAUUACAUAGAUGAACAUCGCUUUGCAUUGUACUCACGAAUAAUUAAUAUGAAAACCUUUAAUAAAAUAGUGCAGCUUUUAAUCUUUAAGUAUGAUAUUCCGUUUCUGUUUAUUUUUAUUCGACGUUGGGUCUGACUAGGUGCUUGCAAAAUAUCUUGCAACGUCCACGCAAAUCAUAGGUACAUUGUUCGUAAUAUUGUUAUUUUUUUUUACUGUAGUAAAAAUGAUUUACAUUAGACGUACAUAUACGAAUGUACGACAAGAAAAUAAUAUAUGAACGCGUAUGAUGUAUGUAGAUAUAAGAUAUAUUAUUUGGCUUUGUAACAUCUGAAUAAAUUGACACGGUUAUUAACACU